AUGCGAACAAGAAACCAGUCCAAGAGGCCCCAUCAAUCCACCGGUGAGCAAGAAGCAACGAAACAUCAUCUUGAAUCAGAGAACAUCGAUGAUAAUGAAACUCUUACAAACAUAUCUCGAGGUGCUGUGGGGAAACUCUUGAAAAGAGUUAAAAGGGGUUUUAAUAAAGAAGACAUUAGUUACCUACGUCGAUGUGAUUCUGUAGCCAAGCCAGAGAGAGAACAGAAAGGUAAUGAUGACGAAUCUACAGGUACUGCAGCAUCAAGUGAUACGAGAGAAACUGAAUUUUGUAGUAGAGAUGCAAUUGAUAAUGUUCCGUCUGAAGUUAAAGUUGAGGGGGGUAGGUCUAAAUAUUCUAAGCAAGAAAAAGAGGAUGAAUUUGAUGAUCCUGAUUGGGAGGAUGGAUCAAUUCCAGCAUCACAUUCCACGGAAAAUGAUCAAGAAGAAUUGAUCAAUGGAAUGACUGUUGAGUUUGAUGUUUCACCUGGAUCUGCAAAGCAGAAGGCGGUAAGACGGGUGACUGCUCAAGAGAAGGAAGUGGCUGAGCAUGUGCACAAGGCUCAUUUGCUUUGUCUACUAGGGAGGGGAAGGUUGAUUGAUAGAGCUUGCAAUGAUACUCUCAUUCAGGCUUCUCUACUUUCUCUCCUGCCCAAAGACUUGUUGAAGAUAGCAGAGAUACCAGUACUUACCGCUGCCUGUUUGACUCCUAUUGUCCGUUGGUUCCACAACAACUUCCAUGUUAGAAGUCCAAGUGGUGCUGAGAAGUCAUGUCAUUUAGCAUUAGCAUCUACUCUGGAGACUCGAGAGGGGACACCAGAAGAGGUUGCAGCAUUAUCUGUGGCACUAUUUAGGGCAAUGAAUCUCACAACGCGGUUUGUCUCUAUUUUAGAUGUGGCCUCCUUGAAGCCUGAUGCUGACAAAUAUGCAUCCACCAAUAAUGAUGUAAGCAAAGGGGGUAAAGGCAUAUUUAACUCAUCAACUCUGAUGGUGGCUGGACCAAGCUGUUCGUUUGCUUCUCCUUCGAAGUCAUCAUCAUUUGAUGACAUGCAGAAGGGUAGUCAAACUCCAGUAAGAGGUUCUGGUGAAACCAUCGCUGAGAAAUCUAUGAAUCGUGAAUUCCAAUCCCAUGGUAUUUUUGUCACUGACAAGUCCACAGAUGGAAAAUUAGACCCGUUGCAUACUGAGGCCAGAACUGAUGCUUCUGUUCCAUACCUAAUGGAAUCUGAUGGACUGAAGAGAAAAGGAGAUCUUGAAUUUGAGAUGCAGUUGAAAAUCGCGCUCUCUGCCACUGCAAUUGAAAGUUCUAAAAGCACCAUGGCUCCCAGCGUGGUGGAUUCACCCAGCAAUUCUUCAACUAUCACUCCCCCUUAUAAAAGAAUGAAGAAAAUUAUGACCGAAGGUUCAUCAUCUUCCUCAAAUGGAAUAUCUACAUCAAUUGGAUCAAAAAAGGUGGGAGCCCCACUUUAUUGGGCUGAAGUUUUUUGUAGUGGAGAGAACUUGACAGGAAAAUGGGUGCAUGUGGAUGCUGUCAAUGCUAUUAUUGAUGGAGAGCAGAAAGUAGAAGCUGCAGCUGCUGCAUGCAAAAAAUCUUUGAGAUAUGUUGUUGCUUUUGCUGGACACGGAGCUAAGGAUGUGACCCGCAGGUAUUGUACAAAAUGGUACAAGAUAGCAUCACAACGAAUCAAUUCAACAUGGUGGGAUAGAGUAUUGGCACCAUUGAAGGUGUUGGAGUCAGGAGCAACCAGUGGAGUCAUCAACUUAGAACAAGAAGCUUCAGUUGGUGAAGAGAUGGAAGCAUUGCAAGGAGCAGACCAUCCAGGUCAGGUUGGCCUUUUAAAAACUAAAUCGGAAGAGUGUAGUGAGAAGGCUGUGGUGUCUUUGUUGAAGAACUCUGUAGAAGCUACCAGAAGCUCACUUGAAGAUAUGGAAAUGGAAACUAGAGCAUUGACUGAACCACUUCCUACCAAUCAACAAGCCUACAAAAAUCAUCACUUGUAUGCAAUUGAAAGAUGGCUUAAGAAGUAUGAGAUUAUGUACCCUAAGGGACCCGUGUUGGGUUUUUGUUCUGGUCAUCCUGUGUAUCCUCGAACUUGUGUCCAAACACUUCAUACAAAAGAAAGAUGGCUGCGCGAGGGGUUGCAAGUGAAAGCUGAUGAACUUCCUGCUAAGGUUCUGAAGCGCUCUCUUAAUCUUAGUAAAGAACAAGCUCAUGUAGAUGAUGAGUAUUCUGAGGUCGAUCGUGAAGGGACUGUUUCUCUCUAUGGAAAGUGGCAGACAGAAAAAUUGUGUCUUCCUCGAGCCAUAAAUGGGAUUGUUCCUAAGAAUGAACGUGGCCGUGUGGAUGUGUGGUCUGAGAAGUGCCUCCCACCAGGCACUGUCCACUUGCGGUUGCCGAGGGUGGGUCUUGUGGCCAAGAGGCUGGAUAUUGACUAUGCACCUGCUAUGGUUGGAUUUGAAUUCAGAAAUGGCCGGUCAUUCCCAGUAGUUGAGGGUAUUGUUGUUUGUGCCGAGUAUAAGGAUGCUAUUCUAGAGGCAUAUGCAGAAGAAGAAGAGAGAAGAAAGGCUGAAGAGAAAAGGAGGAAUGAAGCACAAGCUCUUUCUAGGUGGUAUCAACUUCUUUCUUCCAUCAUUACUCGGCAAAGGUUGAACAACUGCUAUGGGGAUGGGGAUUCAUCACAACCCUUCAUUGACAUCCCAAUUCCGGAUAAUAAAUCCAGUAUACCUCCUAGUUGUACCAACCAGAAGAACGUGUCUCCCGUAUGCCAUCAAGUUAACACACCAGAUGAAAAACAUGAUGCCCCGUCAAUUAUACCUACACAAAACCACGAACAUGAAUUUAUCGUGGAUGAUCAGACUUUUGACGAAGAGAGUUCAUCACGAUUGAAGAAAUGUUGGUGUGGAUUCUCAAUAGAGUUUGAGGAGAUAUAG
Fraxinus pennsylvanica is the source of this 2928-nucleotide messenger RNA. Lineage: Eukaryota; Viridiplantae; Streptophyta; Magnoliopsida; Lamiales; Oleaceae. The record is from the annotation of a GenBank genome assembly.